Messenger RNA from Haemorhous mexicanus (house finch), 7689 nucleotides. RefSeq names its product receptor-interacting serine/threonine-protein kinase 2-like. The record is from RefSeq and is a predicted model, not a curated record. Gene Ontology annotation, molecular function: ATP binding; JUN kinase kinase kinase activity. Lineage: Eukaryota; Metazoa; Chordata; Aves; Passeriformes; Fringillidae. The transcript has 15 exons. The coding region runs from base 440 to 2035 and encodes 531 amino acids. Gene Ontology annotation, biological process: regulation of apoptotic process; protein phosphorylation.
GUCAGCUCAGCCAUGGUUUGGGUUUUGUUCAGCUAAGUCUACAGGACCUUUGAAGGAUGGAGGCUCUGAAACCUGGGUGGCCCAUAAAGAGCUGCAUUACUCACCUGGAGAUUCUUUUUCUACCAUCUGGCUUGAACCUCUGAAGCUGAGACACUUGCCUAUGCCACUGGUGGUUAUCUGCCACUACGGAGAAGGAUUUGUCUGUGUCUUCAUAACUGACUUUCAAACAGCUGCAGGACUCUGACACCUGCCCAGCAGGCUGGCCCUCUGAGCCCCUGGGGCAGCCAAUAAAGCAGAGAUCAACAGCCCAGCUGACUCACCGGCAGGAAAUCCAGAGCUGCUUUUGAAUGCGGUGCAAAGCCGACUCGCUCUUGGCGUCUCAGCAGUUUCACUCCAUCACUCCGUACUUUUAUGUUUGUAUUCCCAGAGCCAUCAAGAAAUGGCCAAUCCAUUACCUGUGGUAGCCCAGGAAGAUUUGGAAAGCUUUACCUUGAGCAGGACAGGCUCAGGCUUUGCCCUCAAAGCCUUUCAUAUUUCCUGGAACACUCCCAUCUCUGUGAAGCUGCUGACCAGCCAGGACACUACAGACAGAGAGUGGAAGUUGCUACUUCAGGACAUAGCAAGUCUCAGACGCUGUGAGUCUGAAUGUCUCCUGCCUUUCCUUGGGAUUUACCAGUGCCAUGGACUUGUGGGGAUAGUGACUGAAUGGAUGAACAAUGGAUCCCUCCAAUCUCUCAUCCAUGAGCAUCAACUGUACCCAGAGCUUCCCUUUCCCUUACUCAUAAGGAUCCUGUCAGAUGUGGCUGAAGGGCUGCAUCAUCUUCACAGCCUUGAACCUGCCCUCUGCCACUGCAGCCUGAAACCUUCCAAUGUGCUUUUGGAUGUGCAGUACAGAGCCAAGAUAUCAGAUUAUGGCCUGACCAACUGGAGGAAACAGCAGCUGAGGUCAGACCUGCAGAACUGCCAGCAGAGAAACUGCCAGAAUUUAGUGUAUCUUCCUCCUGAAAUACUUGAAGGAGGCCUCCCUUCCCAGGAAGGUGAUAUUUACAGUUUUGGAAUCUUGUGUUGGGAGAGCCUCAGCAGACAGAAACCUUUUGAAGGUCAAGGAACCCUGCUUGAUGUUUUGAGAGGAAUCUGCAGCAGUUUGCGGCCAGGCAUUUCAGAAAAGUUCAUACCAAGCCAUUUGCCUGAGAGGAACAGACUGCUGCACCUCAUUGCUCUGUGCUGGCAUCAAGAACCAGAUUAUAGACCACAUACUGCAGAAUGUGUACACCUUCUAAACGGAGUUUUGACUAGUAUAAAUAAGGAGGUAAUUUCUGCAGCAAUCUACAGUUUGAUGGAUGCAAAGGAGAGAGCACUUAACGCAUGCAAAGGCUCAGAGACCUACACCCUGCAGAGAGGCACCCGCAAUUCCGAGAUCAUCUGUCCACAAAAAGGCAACCGCUUAAUCAGCAAGAAAAUUCCUCUUGUAGUGCCAAGCUUGUCAACUGUUCCACCUGAUAGCUGUGCAAAUAUAGCAGGAAGAGAUAAUAUUGAGAAGGGUGUGUCAAGUACUACCCCACAGAAUGCAACCAAAGAUCGCCCAGGCUCUGAGAGAAGAAAACCAAGCUCCUUUUGCACAAAUCCUUCAUCUGGCUCAAAUGCAGGCAAAGAGAGCAGUGAGCAUAACUCUCCAGCACUGGCUCUUCAGCACAGACCACAACCAAUGCACCUUGGACAAGCAGUGACAGGUCCUUGCAGCAAUGGAAACUGCUGUCAAAUCCUUGCCUGCCAGAGGCAGAGCAUACUGAGCUGCAUGACAGAGGGACUCCUCAACCACGUGCUGGACGUGCUGCGCUCUCAGCAGGCGCUGUCCCGAGCGGACUACGAGAGCAUCGCCUCCUGCCCCACCGUCACCGCCCGCGCCCGCGCCCUGCUGGACACCUGCCUCUGCCUCGGGGAGAGGGCAGCACAAGCUGUAGUGACUGCACUUUCAGUGAACAAGCGUAGUCCUCUGGGACAAGUCAUUCAUGCCCAGGCUGUCCUUCCAAGGUAAACAGGCUGUUGUUGUGACUGAUUUUUUUCACGGUCUGUUGUGUGCAUCUGAGCUCUGGUAAUUUGUGAUGGCAAAGAUUCACGUUGGUGUCUCGUGAGCCAUUGACCAAAGGCAAUUCUUCCUACAGCCCAUUAUUUGAGUACUGUAGUGGAAAAAGCAAUUGGAUAAAAAGGUCAAGUCAACUGCUGCCAGCAGAAAUUGCCAAGACUGGUAUAACAAAUGCUGAUUUGGACCUCAGAGAUGGGAAAAGUGCAAUAUGUGCCAGAGCAAACAGAGUUCAAGUGAGAUGACACCUUAUUUCCUUGGUUUUUUUCUUAUGAAGGGAGGAAAAUGAAUCAUUACUUUUUGGAGGUCACAGUAUGGAAGAAUGGCUAUUUAUAAAUACUUCCAAAUCAGGAUAAUGAACAACAGAAUACUGGAUGAGGAGAAAAAAUUGACUGCCUUUCACUGCACUCAUAUCUGAGCUGGCUGUUACAGUGAAAGGCUUCAGACAAUCAAGAAAUAUUUCUUCAGUAGUGCCUUAAGUAAGACUUGGAAGUUUUAUAUUAUGCAUAUAAAUUACUUCAUUUUCCUCACAAAUGGUCAUAUGAAAAUGUAGCAGUACUUUCAUCAGUACUUCAGAGAUGUGGGACUUGGAGUACUCAUUAAAGGAGAAACGUUAACACUUUACAUCCCUGUAUCUCUCUAAACAUGUCUGCAGCUCAAAUGUAAAAUUGAACCAGGCAGAAGAGGUGCCAAGAUGAUAAUUUUGAAAUGGUGCUUCUGCUGAACUGUUGUCAUGGUUGUAGUCUAAUGGGAGACAGCCUGGGAAUACUGGGAGGUUUUGUAGCUCUGGCCUGGACUCACCCAUGGUCACAGAUGCUUUGGAGUGUCCUGCUGCUGCUUGAACUCAUCCUCAGGUCAUGGACCCUUUGACUUGAGUUCACAUGGAGUUCCAGUCUGUCCAGGACAGCAGCACAGAAACACUGCUGUUAUCAGAAUGUUCCCAGGCACAGUGGAGGAAGAUGAUAAGUGGUACAACAGGCAGUGAAAACAACAGCCCAGCCACUAACGAGCACCAGACACUCGUGUACAGAAGGCAAACAAGGCCCAUGGCAAACACAGGAGUCUGUCAAUAGAUCAACAGCAACAGCAGCUACAAAUGUGAUCCAGCACAUUCCAGUAAAAUCUGUUGUUACCUUGAACCCUUCAAGCCUCACAUUGGAUGCUGAAAAGAACAUUUGUCCCAGUGAACAACUAUGCUCCCCAGCAGUAAAGUGAGAAAGUGUGUUGGUUGAGAGCCAGACAAUUUCACAGAGAAGCAAUUCCUUCAUUGCCUGUCUGGAACUACAUUCCCUAAACUGAGCUCAUGGUUGACUUGACAGAUGGUAUGUCAGCUGAGUUAAACAAAACUCCUGGAUUCUGAAGAGAAGGCAUGCAUGAGUUAAAGAACUUCUGGACUCCUUCAACCAGGAUGAAUUAAAUGGCAGUAAUUUAGAAUAGGAACUUAACCCUUAAAAUGUGGUAACACUCCAAAGUAUCUCAACACCUAUUUCCAACUGCUGUACUUGAACUUUCCACAAAGCAAAAGCAACAUUCAUACAAGCAGAAAGUGUGCCUGAAUUUUACCCUUUCAGAAGUAACCUGGCUGUACUUUAGAGAGUUCUGUACAGUUUGUUCUUUCUUUAGAUACCAAGAAAAAAAUGCCAUAUUAGUUAACAGAACGACUACUAACAAUACAUUUGUUGUCCUUUUGCCAAAAAGGGACUCAAAGGGUUUUUUCCAGUUCAUUAGAACAUUACCUGGUGGAGGGACAAAAUGAGAAAAGUAACUAAGAAAUACACCUGGAAAAUAUUUUUAAAAACCCCAAUUGUAUGAGAAUUUUGACCUUGUAACAGCUGCAAAAUAUGUUCCCAAGAAAGUUGUUUUUAUGCCACUUCCAUGUGCUGUGAUAGGCUCAUGUCACAGAAGCCCAGGGAUGUGGAAGGAGAGCAUGAGGAGGGGAGUGCCUGCCUGCUCCCCUGUGUGUGCCAGGUGCCAAAGGAGCUAUUCCUUGGUUUGCCAUUCCCUGCAGGCAGAGCUGGAGCUGUUAGAGAACAGUGCUCACCUCUGAGCAUGGACUGAGCAGAACCCAGAAGAGAGGAAAGCUUGAUAAGCAGUGAGGAAACCUCAUGUUAGGGACAAGCUGAUAAAAUUGUGUGUGUUUGGUCUAGCAAACAGGAGAUGAAGGGCACACAACAGAGUCUGGAGCACAGGCAGUGAACAUGCAGUGAGGAAAUAGCACCUGGUCUGUUCUUGUGCCUUGUCAUUCUGGACUGGCUUUCAAGCAGGGGCUUAAAAAAGAUUUAAAGGCCAUCAUGAAGACAGGCUCCUUCCCCAUACCCAGAGAAAUUAGCAAUAUUCAUGGAACUUUCUUUUACCUAUCAAGCCUUCUUUAGGUGACAAAAUUCAUGCAAACAACACUGAUUUACUAAACCUUUUCCCUCAGCCUGUCUAGUUUAUUUAUGCAAACUAUAAAUAUUUGAAGUGAUUUAAGGGAAAAAGUAACGUGUUUUUGCUUGGAACUAAAUAACAUGGAUAGUUAUAACUGCCCUUUAACUCAAUCACUAUUCAUUCCACUAACACCCACCUGUGAAGGCAUGGGUCUGUUAUCAGGUCAGCUGUUGGGACAAUGGGAUAGAGGUAACUUGAAUUCAAGAGCCCUGGAUAUUAUUUCCACCCUUUACAGUGUUGCUAUGAAUUCUUAAAAGAAAAUACGGCUCUCCUACAUUUUUUACUUAACAGCAGAUCAUGGCUGGUCAUAUUCUCUCAAAUAUAAUGAAAAUGUUUCCAUUUUUAUUAAAAUGCAGUCUUUAUCCAGCAAGAUUUCUGUCCAGUCCAUUAAAUGUUUGCUGAGAGAGCUACUUCACAUUCAUGUAUUUUCUUCCCUGUUUUCUCAUGCAACCACAGGAACAUAAAACAAGAACCUCUUAUGACAUAUUCAAAUGCAAAUGAAAUAACAGAAAAAAAAAAAAGGGUUGUUACUUGUGCUGAAUGGGUGUGACCUCACAGAGAAAUUCAGUUGUUUUUCUGACAGACUGCAUGUCUUGGACAGGUUUUAUUAAACACUGUAUGAGACUAAAAGAUUUACAGCCAAAGAAAUAUUUCAACUCAGGGAGGCUUUCUGCAAAACAAGGCAUUGCUCUGCUCUCCUCCCUUCUGCUCUGACUCCUGCAGAGCUGGUUCAAAUGCAGUCUGGCAACUCUGGCUAAAACCUUUUCUCUCCACUCCAAUCGAUCAUGUACUGGUAUUCAAACCUGCAGAUUUAUUUGUUUACAGAAAACUCUCCCUUAUAUAGAGAAUUUAUGAAAUGAACAAGAGAGGAGAGAUUUGGAUGCUGUUUUAUAUUAUGUCUUUCAAACUCAAGUUAUAUUUAAUUUUCUGUAAGAUAUAUGAUAGCAUUUUAACUCCUCAGCUGUUACAUUUUGAUGUGUUAAGUAAGAAUGUUUUCCUGUUUUCUAUUUACUAGCAUAUCAAUAUAGCAAUUUAAUGAAUUCUUCAAAUCAGAGAAGCAUUUAGAUUGAAAAGACCUUUAAGAUCAUUGAGUCUAACUGUAAACCUAACACUGCCAAGUUCACUGCAUUCUUAGUCUGAGACUAUUUAUUUUGGUUUAAAUCUUAUGGUAACUGUCAUCUUCUUCACCCAAAUUAGACCCCAUCAGUGAAAGCUGCCAUUUCUUGUUCAGUAUUCUUUUUGUCCAUCUUCAGUAGCAAGAGAAGGAGCACCUGGCCUGUGGCCAGGACUCUCCUGCUUGUAAAAGUGCCAAGGAACUGUCCCAGUCACUGUGCACAGACACAGCUGCAGAGGGAAAGGUGCACUCACAGCAUUUGAGACUUCAAUAUAUGCUUGGGCAUGUAGACAGGAUUAUUCUUGUUUGUUUUUAAUCACAGGUGUUUUUCUUGGACAAAGCCUUUUUAAGGAACAAAAUAAAAGGCAAUUAUCAGGGUUUCACAGCUGUAAUUUUACUGUAUGCUAUACAUUGGAUUUAACUCUAACAGCAUGCAAUGUAGCUGGCUCCCAAUUGCUUCAGUACAAACCCCUAAUCUGAAUCUUUGGGUUUUGUUUUAAUGACACAACCUCAUAGUUAUCUACAAUGUAUGUCAUUCUAGCACAGAAUAAUACAAAAUAACAAUUUCCCCAAUGAUACAACAUUUCAGCAAUAAAAUGUGUCCUUUGUAGUAAGGACAAACACAGAGUUGUUUGUGAAGUGUGACACCGAGUACCCUACGUGGCCAAGUGACCGAUGUGUGGGGUGAGGACACUUGCAGGACUCCAGCCAUAAGGUUUGUUGCACAAGAUGACGCUGAUGACCCAUCUUAACAAAUAACUUGGCCAUCUCCUAUAUGUGGAAGAGGUCUUCCACAUUUUCCUGUACUAGUGACACUGGGGUAAAAAUAACUCCCUGACCUCCAGAGUGUAAUGUGACACACGAGGUUUAGUUUCCUUUAUCCUCCCGCCUAAGCUCCAACAGUAAAGCCCAAGUGUUUGCUCUCACUUUAUUUAGUCUUCCAGACUCAUGUAAAAGUAAAGACUACAGUUUCACCAAUGUCACCAAUAAGUGAUCAUGUGUCAUUAAAUCUAUGUUACUGGUAUUCAGAAUGUUCAUAGCCUGUGGGAUUUCAGCUAAGAAACACAAGUACUAAAAAACCUAGUAGUAAACUUUAACAAAAGUAAAUACUUUCUUCUGGAACUAAAGUAUACCUGUAAGUGUCUGAAGCACAGCUUUCAGUGUUUUCAAAAGUUCGAUUUAUGGCACUUCACAGUAUGUGACUAGGAAUCUGAAAAGGCUUUUCAUAGUUCUGGGGAUCUUGCAUAACUUGAGAAACUCUUGGUAGUUCUUAAUUAGUCCACUACGUUUUGCUCUGUGGGACACUGUACAUACCAAGUAAUCAAGAGCCAAGUGGGGAACAAAGGAGCAAAGUGCAAAACACUCACAAAUAACCUGCUGAGAAAUCAUUUCUGAAAAGUUAGCAAAGUCAACCAUAAUUUUAAUUUUAGGGCUGGAUGCCUUCUAAUAAUAGCAAAGAGUGGAUUUGAAAUUGGAACAACUAUGCUGGCAGACAAAAGACUGAUAAACCCAUUAAUAGGGCUAUCCUAUUUACUGCAAAGGCAAAGGUACUGGCAAUAAAGCCCUACUCUUAAAGAUUCUUUUAGCAUUAAGAUAUUUUACAUCUCAAUUCUUAAGGUAUACUUUUAAAUAGUGAGACAUUCUGAAAAUCUUGCUCAUGGAACAUGGAGCCCUGGGCAAGAACUUAAGUGAAAACUUCAAAGGUGUUCUGAUCUUAUGUUUGUGAAACAAAAUGGUUUUCUUUCUUUUACAAGGCACGCUAAUUAGAACUUAUUUGUCACUCUUACCACAUAUACACUAGUCUGUUCCCCUUAGAGGCAAAAUGUAUGAGAUCAACAUGUAUUGACAUUUGAUUAGCACACACUGUGCAGAAUCUAUACAGAAAGGUCUUUGAGAUUAUUUUUUUGAAAACUUUGGAUCAAAUACAACUACAGAAUCCCCCAGAAGUCUGAAAAUUUAGGGAAUAAAGGCUGUCCUUACUUCUGUUCAUCCAACAACUGUUCCUACACUGUAAAGUAUUGUGUUAUUAUAAGGUCUCUAAAUAAAAUAGCAGAGGACUUUUAUUAAA